Molecule: messenger RNA, 433 nt
Organism: Loa loa (African eye worm)
Lineage: Eukaryota; Metazoa; Nematoda; Chromadorea; Rhabditida; Onchocercidae
Product: superoxide dismutase
Exons: 3
Biological process (GO): removal of superoxide radicals
Molecular function (GO): superoxide dismutase activity; copper ion binding
Source: RefSeq, a predicted model, not a curated record
GAUAAUAAAGAUUUACCGACAAUAAUUAAUGGUGAAAUCAAAGGUUUAACACCUGGUUUGCAUGGUUUUCAUGUUCAUGAAUAUGGUGACACAACAAAUGGAUGCAUUUCCGCUGGUGCACAUUUUAAUCCUUGCAAUAAAACACAUGGCGGUCCAACUGAUGAAGUGAAACAUAUCGGUGAUCUUGGAAAUAUUGAAGCUGGAUAUGAUGGCAUUGCUCGUGUUAAUAUUACCACUAAACAUGCAAAGUUAUUAGGUCCACUUUCAAUAAUUGGUCGUUCAAUUAUUGUCCAUGCUGACCAGGAUGAUUUUGGUCGAGGAGUUGGUAAUGCGAUGCAAGAAAGUUUAAAAACUGGUAAUGCUGGUAAACGUGUUGCAUGUGGUAUUAUUGGUAUUGCUGCAGAUAAUUAAAAUUAUCAAGAUUUUUGAAAAC